Labrus mixtus (cuckoo wrasse) is the source of this 3033-nucleotide messenger RNA. It is a transcript of the gene rnf11b, whose product is annotated as ring finger protein 11b. Bases 447 to 911 code for a protein of 154 amino acids. Lineage: Eukaryota; Metazoa; Chordata; Actinopteri; Labriformes; Labridae. The record is from RefSeq and is a predicted model, not a curated record. The transcript has 3 exons.
CAUCACCACCUUGUGGAAAGUCCCUGACUGUCUGCGAGGAGCCAGUCAAACAAACAGCCGUGAGAAUUUCCUCGAUGAAUGCGGGGGAUCAACAUUUACUUCGCUUUUCAACCUCUGCGGUGUAAACGCCUGUGAUUUUUUUUUUACUUGUCAUAUUUUGGUGUCAACCGAGUUCAUGUUUCCCUGCGAGUGCUACCUAGUGUUAGCAGACUAGCUCUUUGUGUGGCUAGCUGCUAGCUGAGGGAUGUGUUGUUGUUGAGCUGUGCAGCCCUCCCGUCGUCUGGGAGAGGAGACUCAUCAGCUGUUUAUGGAAAACGCCUUCUCGACACUUUCUCAUCCACUGACGUUAUAUGUGAAAGUUGCGUGUGACACCCUGCUGCCAAACCUUUUAGGUUAGUAAAUCUACAACCGAGAAAGAGGGGACAGUUUGACGGACGAGGAAGGAGAUGGGAAACUGUCUGAAAUCUCCGACCUCGGAUGAUAUUUCUUUGCUACAUGACUCUCAGUCGGACCGGGCCAGCUACGGAGACGGUACUGAUGCCGACCAGGAGCCACCGCCCCCCUAUCAGGAACAGAUUCAUGUACCUGUCUACCAUCCUACACCCAGCCAAGCCCGGCUGGCCACCCAGCUGACGGAGGAAGAGCAGAUACGCAUCGCCCAGAGGAUCGGACUCAUCCAGCACCUCCCUAAGGGGGUGUACGACCCAGGGCGAGACGGCUCUGAGAAGAAGAUCAGAGAGUGUGUCAUCUGUAUGAUGGACUUUGUGUAUGGAGACCCCAUCCGAUUCCUGCCUUGCAUGCACAUCUACCAUAUGGACUGUAUAGACGACUGGCUGAUGAGAUCCUUCACCUGCCCCUCCUGCAUGGAGCCUGUGGACGCAGCGCUGCUCUCCUCUUACGAGACCAACUGACAAACAUAAAUACACACUCACAUAACCCCACAGACGCCUGUGGAACAGACACACGUACAUCAUGCACAAUGGACGUACACACAUAUGCUGUCUUGCUAACCUGUAUCCUGGAUUAGUAAAGUGGUGAUUUAAAACAGUGUGAGUGGAAGGAUUGAGGAAGCUUUAGGACGUACUGUGUGUGUGUGUGUGUGUGUGUGUGUGUGUGUGUGUGUGUGUGUGUGUGUGUGUGUGUGUGUGUGUGUGUGUGUGUGUGUGUGUGUGUGUGUGUGUGUGUGUGUGUGUGUGUGUGUGUGUGUGUGUGUGUGUGUGUGUGUGUGCCUCACAAAUUCCUCAGUUAGCCUUCUGAACAGGAUUGGAAAGAUGAGCAGUGUUAGAGGUGAGGAGGAGCAGGAAGAAGCUGGAUCAGAGACAUUGGGGAGGAAAGUGCAAAGGGAAGUUAAGAGGUAUGGAUGAUGGUUCACUGACAUUGUUAAGAAACCUUUCUAAGGUCUGCUUUUGUAGACGCAUAUAGACACACAAGCGUGCCCCGUCGCACACUUUUUACUCCCCAUCAUUGAAACAAGGGACAGAAUACAGAAGAAAGGACUUCUUACCACCACAGUCUACUAAGGCUACAUAGACUGCUAAAUCCUGAUUUCUGUAACAUCAAGCAACUUCCCGGUGGAAACCCCUUCAGAAGGUCUGCCAGAUGCUUUGGUGGGCUAUACACAGAUGCCUGUUGCACUGUCAUAUCUGCUGAAAAAUUGCUACACAAUGAAGAUAUGCAACAUGAAGACCGCCAGAGAUGGAACUACAAACGUUGCUUGUUCACAGCACCGAGGCCUCAAGUUGUACAGAUCUUUUAGGAGAUAAAUAAGAUUGAUAGUUGGAUUAAUGGAUUGUCCUGUGGCUUUGUGAAAUCUGUUGUGUGUUUGUUCUGUCAGUCAGCAUAAGGGCUCUGUGGAUACAGUGUUUACCCACAAGACAGACGUGUCAAAAGACAAUACGAUCGCUAAUCUGAUGGAUAGCUGUUAGACUGUUGCUGUCAAGCUGCUGACUUGUUCACAGUGAGAUCUUAGGCUAAUCGAUGAACAGUACAAUUAGACCAGCUGUCGAAACAGUAAUACAAAUCAGAGAUAUUUGCACUUUUUAUCAGACUCGUCACAACAGUCGACCAUUACUCAGUAAUUAUGUCAAAAUGACGUACAGUAUGUGCUUUGCUUUACCUUUCUCCUUACCGUUGCCCUUAUUUGUAAUUACAGACACUUUUUCAGUGGGUGGCAAUAUUGCUCAUAACAGUUUUAUGGCAUAAAUCAAAGCAAUGAGUUAAUCUUGAAUUUGAUGUUCUAGAUCACACAGAGUGCUGAAGGGUGCCAUCACACGGAUGUGGGUGAUGCAGGUCUAGUUCUAGGUAUUGUUUCAGUGAAUGUGACUGAGGACGUUUAUUUAAAUGAUGUGGUGAGAAUCAGCUGUUAUACAAAGCUGACAGAGUCCUACGUUUAGAAACCGUACAUCUCUAUUUAUUUUUGUUCACAUGAAUUUAAGGCCUCAAUCCAAACCACCUUCUUGAAACAUUGUAAGAGUAUCCAAGUCACCCAGUUUACUAUAAAAGCACAAAGAUUUUCAAUAGUUUAGUUAUAUUUUUCUUCUCCUUGCUAACUUCUGCCUGAGACUUUGAAUUAUGUGAUAUAAGUGAUAUAUCCUAUAAUCUCCCCCUGAAGAGCGAGCAUGAUGCGGCCUGCACGCAGAUUGCAAAAGUGACUUUUGUUAUAUUUUUAUGUGUUUGAACCUUUUGUGUGUAUGUUUUCAUAAAGAUUAGAUGGUGGAGAUGGCAGUCAGCACCUUAUUCUUUGCACAGUACUUUGAUCUGCCUCACUCUCUCUAUUCCUCCAUCAGUAAGGUGGAGCCUCAUGGCCUUAGGUUACUCACGACAAGGGUUUGAAUCGGUUGGUAAAAUCAGAGAAACCAGUUAAUUGCAAGAAUCAAGGAGGGAGAUUGUACAAAAAAAAAACUGUUUCGACUGCCAAUGCUGCUGCUGCUGCUGCUGAGCCUUCAUUGUACAUGUCAUGUUGAGAAGAAUACAAAAGGUGUCAAGAAAAAUGUUCAGCUACAUUAUCACACAACUAAUAAAAUUGUAAGUGUA